GACAGUAUGGCACACCUGGCUGAACCUAAAUGGACUCAUAUGUUCCCUAUGUUGGUGGUUUCGCUGGUGUACUCUGCAAAAGCUGAGUAUUCCAACUGUGGUGAAAAUGAGUACUACAACCAGACCACUGGGAUGUGCCACGACUGUCCCCAGUGCCAGCCCGGAGAAGAACCUUACAUGACAUGUGGAUAUGGUACCAAAGAUGAAGACUACGGCUGCAUUCCUUGUCCAUCUGAGAAGUUUUCUAAAGGAGGUUACCAGAUAUGCAGGCGCCACAAAGAUUGUGAGGGAUUUUUUCGAGCUACUGUCAUGACACCUGGUGAUAAAGAGAAUGAUGCAGAGUGUGGGCCUUGUCUUCCUGGUUACUACAUGUUGGAAAACAGGCCCAGGAACAUAUACGGAAUGGUUUGCUACUCAUGUUUGUUGGCGCCUCCCAAUACCAAGGAAUGUGCAGGUGCUACCUCAGGCCUUUCACCCAUUUUCCCAAGUACGUCUGGCACAAGCACUUUCUCACCUUUCCAGCAUGCACACAAAGCAGAUCUUUCAGGACAAGGUCAUCUGGCUACUGCUCUUAUCAUUGCCAUGUCUACUAUAUUCAUAAUGGCUAUUGCCAUUGUCUUGAUCAUCAUGUUUUACAUUGUGAAAACUAAACCUUCUGCUCAAGCCUGUUGCACCAGUCAUUCAGUAAAAACGGUUGAAGCUCAAGCCAAUAUGCAAGAAGAGAAGAAAGAAGUACAAGAAAAUGUAGUGAUAUUUGCAGAGAAAGAGGAGUUUGAAAAAUUGACCGCAACUCCAGCUAAGACUGUUAAGAGUGAAAAUGAUGCCUCUUCUGAGAACGAACGACUUUUAAGUCGCAGUAUGGACAGUGAUGAAGAAGCUGCAGUUGACAAGCAAGAGGCCCCAGAGAGGUGCUUGUUAUCGUUAGUUCAUUUGGCCAGGGAUAAAUCUUCAACAAACAACAAAUCAACUGGGAUUCAAAGUCGAAGGAAAAAGAUUUUUGAUGUAUAUGCUAAUGUAUGUGAUGUUGCAGAAGGUCUCAGUCCCACAGAACUGCCUUUUGAUUGUCUGGAGAAGACCAGCAGGAUGCUCAGCUCAACCUACAACACUGAAAAAGCCAUUGUGAAAACAUGGCGCCACCUUGCAGAGAGCUUUGGAUUAAAGAGAGAUGAAAUAGGUGGUAUGACAGAUGGCAUGCAGCUCUUUGACCGAAUCAGUACAGCUGGCUAUAGUAUCCCCGAACUUCUAACCAAACUGGUACAAAUUGAGCGACUGGAUGCUGUUGAAUCUUUGUGCGCAGACAUUUUGGAAUGGGCACAAACAUCACCUACACCUGCACUACCAGCUGCUUCCUGAUGGUCAUGCUUGUGAU
Messenger RNA from Alligator sinensis (Chinese alligator), 1369 nucleotides. RefSeq names its product ectodysplasin A receptor (gene EDAR). Gene Ontology annotation, biological process: positive regulation of canonical NF-kappaB signal transduction; positive regulation of JNK cascade. NCBI's taxonomy places the organism in Eukaryota, Metazoa, Chordata, Crocodylia, Alligatoridae. The coding region runs from base 7 to 1353 and encodes 448 amino acids. Gene Ontology annotation, cellular component: plasma membrane. Gene Ontology annotation, molecular function: signaling receptor activity. The record is from RefSeq and is a predicted model, not a curated record. The transcript has 11 exons.